AUGGAAAAGCGGCAGGUUCGCGUACGGCAGUUCACGCGAGGCCGUGCCGCGGCACACCCGCAGGGUUCCAACCCGCACGGCCCCAGCGCGUCCCCGCCGGGUGUUUCCCCGCCCAAUGUUUCCCCGUCUGGCGCUGCCUCAGGACGUGACCGGAGUGAGGCCGCGACAGACUCGGUCGCGGAAAAGUUGACGACCACGGCGUCAUCGUCGGCGCCGUUGUCGGGAAUCGAACCGUCGACCGAUUGGUGGCGGUUGACGCAUGCUGCGUUGGCGGCUUUAGGUUCUGCGGCGUUGGCCAGUACCCAGCGUGUGGUACACCGGGCCGUAUUCCUCGGGUGGUACGCGGCGGACACACGGCUACUCGGCUCCUGGUUGACGGUGCGCCACUACCUUGUGUGCUGGACGGUGUAUUUUGCCCUCUCCAUCUGUGUGCAGGCGGUGCUGGUUCACGCUCUGAACCGUUUGCUACCGAUUGAUUAUCCUCUCCUCCUAGGUGACGGCGGUCUUGACGCGAUUGCUGUCCUCGCCCGGAAUCGAACUCGUGACCUGCCGGUCGCCACCAACGUCCCGGAAGUGGACGCGGAUCCCGAGGAAGACACGGAUUACUGUCAAUUGCUCACGUUCAUCACCACCUUUUGUUGGAUAGACAGCUCCAUUGCCAUAUGGCUGUUCAAAAGCAGUCCAUACCAAUCCACAUCAUUCGUCACUCUAGGAUUUCAUGACUUUGCCAUUUCGAGCACGGCUAAAUGGUUGUCACUGCGCCUCAACCUUGCUUUUCGUGGUGGUCGUAGUUUUCCGCCACCCAGAUUACUUGCCGCCCUUCAAGUUGUUGGUGCAUUCCUCGUCCUCGGCGCCAUCGCUGUGGCACACUACCGUCGUGCCACCCGUCCCUACAAGACCGGCUCACUCGCCCGCACCUGCCGCCUAGUCGCAGCUCAACACUUCCUCCAACACUUCCUCUGGGACCUCAAACAGCGCCUCUGA
Messenger RNA from Gregarina niphandrodes, 984 nucleotides. RefSeq names its product putative transmembrane protein. The record is from RefSeq and is a predicted model, not a curated record. The transcript has a single exon. The coding region runs from base 1 to 984 and encodes 327 amino acids. Lineage: Eukaryota; Apicomplexa; Conoidasida; Eugregarinorida; Gregarinidae.